UGGAUCACGUAGCACUCUUUGCGCCUGUGCACAAGCUGCGGGGGCCGCCCGAGCUACCGUCGCCCCUGCAGCAGCUCUAUCUAUGGUCUCUCCCUAGAGCUUUGCCGUUGGGGGUAGCUGCUGCGGCUGUGUUCGCCCCGCGCGGCAGCGACAUGGAGGAAUUCGAUUCCGAAGACUUCUCCACCUCCGAGGAGGACGAAGACUACGUGCCAUCUGGUGGAGAGUAUAGUGAAGAUGAUGUAAAUGAAUUAGUGAAGGAAGAUGAAGUGGAUGGUGAAGAGCAGACACAGAAAACCAAAGAGAGAAAAAGAAAGUCUCAGAGCAUUCCGGCCAGGAAGAGAAAACAAGGUGGCCUCUCAUUAGAAGAAGAGGACGAGGAGGAUGCCAAUGAGGAAUCUGGAGGAAGUAGUAGUGAGGAGGAAGAUGGAGCUGCAGAGCCAGAAAAAGGCAUUGAGUCAGAGGAUGCAAAGAAAAAGAAGGAAGAUGAACUAUGGGCCAGCUUCCUCAAUGACGUAGGACCAAAAUCAAAAGUGCCUCUGCGUACACAAGUUAAAAGAAGAGAGGAGGCUGAAGAGACAAGUUCAAGUAAAUUGUUGGUCAAAGCAGAAGAGCUAGAGAAACCUAAAGAAACAGAAAAAGUUAAAAUUACCAAGGUGUUUGAUUUUGCUGGUGAAGAAGUCAGGGUGACUAAGGAAGUGGAUGCUACAUCUAAAGAAGCCAAAUCCUUCUUCAAGCAAAAUGAGAAAGAAAAACCCCAGGCUAAUGUCCCUUCAGCUCUGCCAUCACUUCCUGCCGGAUCAGGACAUUUUCAUGAGGAGAUGGAGACCUGCCUGAGAAAAAGCAAGCCGGGAGUCAAACAACAGAAUGAGGAAGUACCAUGCCAGUUCCAGACCCUUGUAUGGCUCUGGAAAAUAGUCCAUGGGUUAAAAAGAUCAAGUGGCAUGAGCAGCCUUCUGGGGAAAAUAGGAGCCAAGAAGCAGAAGAUGAGCACCCUAGAGAAGUCCAAGCUGGACUGGGAGAGCUUCAAGGAGGAGGAGGGCAUUGGCGAAGAACUAGCCAUCCACAAUCGGGGGAAGGAGGGGUACAUUGAACGAAAAGCUUUUCUAGACCGAGUGGAUCACAGGCAGUUUGAAAUCGAGCGAGAUCUCAGGCUGAGCAAAAUGAAACCCUGAUGUGAUGAGGAACCUACAGCAGCUCAAUCCUGUUUACAACGUGAGCUUUUUGUGCGUCUUUGAAAUGUUUCCCGUGUUUCCCAUUGACUGUUUCCCAGCAAGGUCUUUUUUUCUACAUUGAAUUUCUGUCUUUGUAUCUUGAUCUCAUGUGAUUUCAUUCAUUUUACUUUUAAUAGUUUGUCUUUUAAAAAAUAAAAAUAAAAAAGUA
Molecule: messenger RNA, 1380 nt
Organism: Orcinus orca (killer whale)
Lineage: Eukaryota; Metazoa; Chordata; Mammalia; Artiodactyla; Delphinidae
Gene: CFDP1
Product: craniofacial development protein 1
Exons: 9
Coding region: 153-1172 (339 amino acids)
Source: RefSeq, a predicted model, not a curated record